Owenia fusiformis is the source of this 2114-nucleotide messenger RNA. The record is from the annotation of a GenBank genome assembly. Lineage: Eukaryota; Metazoa; Annelida; Polychaeta; Sabellida; Oweniidae.
UGUAAAUGUAAGAUUUGCUAAAGCAGAUAAUUUAUUGUAAUUGAUACUUAACCUCUUGAGUAGGUCGACCAGAUCAUAUAUAGAGGGACGUAUAACGUACAGUAGACCUACACUUUGGGCAGUGCAAUUUGGUAGUAAAAUCAUUAUUCAAAUUUGAUCCCAUGAUGACUAUGACAUUUUAGGAUCAGUGCAAUUUGCAACGUCAAUGUUAUUCAGACUGACGUUAAACGCGUGGAAUCACAUCUCAUUGAAAUUAAACAGAAGUAACAUUUCGAUUGUUUUGCAGAUGUUAUCAAUGAAUUAUGUUUAAUUAUUUACUAAAAUUACUUUUCUAAAUAAUGCAUACUGGCGUACACAAAAAUCCAAGAGACAUAACAAUACAAUAAAAAUGUCGAAACAAGUGUACGAUCCACCGAAGUUGAAGGGCCUUUCCAGGCGAUGGACUGUUGCAUUUGUUGGAUUCUGGGGAAUGUUUUUCAAUUAUGCAUUGCGAAUAAACAUUAGCAGGGCAAUGAUUUGUAUGGUCAAACCACCGAUUACAAAUACAACAGAAGAUUCGACGAACCAUACAAUGUCUGAUGACCCUUGUAUAGCCAAUCGGAACCCUGGAAAUUCCACAAUCUUAGAGAUGGCAGAGUUCGAAUGGUCACGGAUCACACAAGGCUGGGUUCUCAGCUCAUUCUUCUUUGGUUACAUGGCCACACAAUUAAUUGGGGGAACGUUGGCGGGUAGACUUGGCACAAAGUUGGUGUUUGGUGUUGGAAUAGCUAUAGCUGCAGUGUGUUCACUAUUUUGUCCACUAGCUGCCAGAACCGACGUGAAUUUGCUCAUAGCUCUACGCGUUAUUAUAGGUCUUGCAACAGGUAUAUCGUUUCCGGCCUACCAUACAUUAUGGGGGAAAUGGGCCCCUCCCCUCGAAAGAAGCAAACUCAUUACAUUUUGUUAUGCAGGAUCCGCUUUCGGCAAUGUAGUUAUAGUAUUCUUUGGAGGAUUCAUGUGCAAUUGGCGAGAAUUUGAUAAUGGUUGGCCAACAUUAUUCUAUAUACCAGGAGGAUUGUGUCUUAUUUGGCUUAUCUUUUGGGUAAUAUUUGUGCACGACUCCCCUGCCAAAGACCCACGGAUAACUCCAGAGGAACUCGAAUAUAUAGAGGGUUCACAGGGCAUUAACAAAUCUUUUGUUAGGCCGCCAGUCCCCUGGCGAGGUAUAUUUACUUCCACGGCUGUAUGGGCAAUAGUCGUUUGUCACUUUUGUAACACGUGGGGAAUAUUUGCGUCAAUGACCACUGCCCCGCAGUAUAUGCAGCAAGUACUACGCUUCACUGAAACUGAGAAUGGAGUGGUCUCAUCUGUCCCAAUAUUUCUGGGCGUAUUUGCAGCCAUCGGAUUCGGACAACUCGCAGACUAUAUAAGGAUUAAUGGCAUAUGGACAACACUUACCGUCAGGAAAGUGUUCCAGUGCGUAGGAUUCUUCGGUAUCGCUAUUUGCUCCAUCAUCAUCAGCUUUCUAAACUGCUACAACCGAGGAUGGGCUGUCUUCUUGCAGAUCGUUACUGCUAUCCUUGAACCUGGGAGUAGAGCGGGUUAUGUCGUCAAUUAUGUUGAUAUUGCACCAUUCUAUGCUGGAGAGUUAUUUGGAAUUGGAAACACGAUUGGUACAUUACCGGGGAUUAUUGGACCUCUAAUUAUCACAGCUAUGACCCCAAAUGGUACACAGCAAGAAUGGCAAGGGACCUACUUUCUUUCUGCUGGAAUCACAACAUUUGGGGCAAUUGUGUUUAUCAUUUUUGCCAGAGCUGAUCAACAACCUUGGGCUUUGGUAACAAGUGAUCUUGACAUCAAAAAGGACAUCUUUGAAUCUAAAGAAACUACUGAAGCUGAUACAGAAAUAUCGCUAGAUAAAGUUAAUCAUGUAAAAUAUAGAGACGUUGUUAUCCAACCUGGACAAUCUGUUGUAAAAGACGUUGAGUAUCUGGGUGGCGUGUUUGAAAUGGAUAACUCGAAACCAGCGCAUGACAAUCGUAGUUUUACACCAGAUGUGAAUCAUUUGUAAUCAUUAAUGAUCCUUUGUAAUCAUUACACUGUGAAAUUGUUAUAAUUUUCUCUGUAAAUAAAAC